AAGGUUUCAAAAAUUUGGGAAAAAGAGACCCCCAACAGUUUAGAAAUUACUGCCGCGAAACCUUUAAUGUCUACCGUCUGGUCUUCUGGGUACAUCCCCGCCGCCUUCAGCUGAUCACCCAGAUUCACUCUGCUGAAGAGGGUGAGUCCCAGCUUGAAAUAUACCGGCGGCAAAAGCCCUGACACCUUCCUCUGUUUCCUCUACUCCCAGUCCCAAAAGUCAUAAUUUUUCUUAAGAGGGUUAAUAGCUUGCCCAGUCAUUCUUCAUCUUCUCCACUGUGUCGGCCGGAAAAGUAUCCCAGCCAACAGUAUCGGAUCCGGAAGAGGCAGUGUGAAGGGCCCAGGGGCCAUGGUUGGUGAAUGAGUGUUGUGCCUGCACUUGGCUCGGCAGUUGCAUUCUGAGGAAUUGAUGUACUUUAUGAUUGAACACCAUGCGAACUCAAGCUCAAACGGGUCCAAACAAUCCUCAUAUUGCAACACCAUUCAAUAACUCCAACACCCAUUUCAUCCCUGGAAAUCCUCCCGGUGCUGUGCCCAAUAUCCAGCCUCCGAUAGCACGACCAUGUUAUAUGAAUGUCCCUUCCCAUGUUCUUCAGCAGCAAAAUAAUUAUUCAACGAUGCCCCUCUUGGGUUCGGUUGGUUCUACAAUUCACACGGUUCAGUGCCAUGGAGGAUUUGGUCCACAGAACUCUGCUCCAAUUUUGAAUCCUGUAGGAACAUUCCCAAUGCAGCAGCCAUUCAGUAAUUUUGUCCCGAAUUUGAAUCAAAUCAACCAAUCUCAAACACCUGGUCAGUUAUUUGUGUAUAAUUCGAUGAACCUGGCUCAGAAUUUCAACCCUAGCUUGCCAAAUGGGCAAUUCUGUUUGCAGAAUCCAAUGCAAAAUAUGAACCAGCUGCUUCCAAUGCAAGUACCAAGUCAUGGUCAAGUCGUUCCUUAUAAUGCUCCUCCAGGUCCCAACCAUAUGUUAGGGCAGCCAAAUCAAGUUGCUCACUCCAUGUGUCCGCAAAAUCCUGGAAUUGUUGCAAACCCUCCUUUUGUUGUGGUGCAUUCUAAUGAAGUUCAGCAACACACGUACCAAAAUCAGCAGAUGUCGACUGCAAUGCACACGAAUGUGAAUGCAUUGAACCCAUCCCCAAUUUUUGCUCCAAACUUACAAGGGAAUAUGCCCCCAGCGACAGUUCAAUCGCAACAAACUCAGAACUUUCAGCCUUUGGACUGCACAAAAUCACAGGGAAAUUCUGUCAAAGAUAGUGGAACUAAGGUUUCAGGUUCCCACUGGAAGAACUUUCCAAGAAAGAACUUCACAAGAAAUCGAAGAGAGGCGCCACAAUGGGGCAAGCAGAAGUCCCACAUUCAUCAUAAACAAAACUCAAAGGGAAGGUUUGGGACCUUUGGCUUCUCUAAUAAAAAUGGGGGAAAAGGGCUUAAGAAUGACAGGUCAGGUGAAGCUGGCCUUGCUAAAACUGCCAACCAAGCUAGGACAGAACAGAAAAGAUCUCUUUUUUUAAACUACACAAAGCAAGAAAUCCAACAGUGGCGAGAAGAGCGCAAGAAGAACUACCCAUCAAAAGCCAAUAUAGAGCAGAAGUUGUCGGACAAGCUAGCAGACUCCGAGGUCGUUGACAAAGAGGCUAAAUUGCGACGUCAGCAGCAACUCAAAGAAAUUUUGGCAAAGCAAGCUGAGCUAGGGUUUGAAGUUCCUGAAAUACCAGAGAACUAUUUGUCAGAUGCAGAGAAACAAGGACAUGGAAUACAGGAUGACAAAGAAGUGCCAACUAAGAAGGGGAAAUUCCUAAACAAGCAUAAUAAAAGAGGAAGGCGUAACAAAAAUGGCAGGUUUGCAAAGAAGCGAAUGAUGGACAAGGAUUCACUUAACACGAAGAAUUCACAUAACCCACCUUCUCUGAACCCGCAGAAGCCAACCCUUCUGCAGAAGCUUUUAAGCGCAGAUAUAAGAAGGGAUAAAAGCCGCCUGUUGCAAGUUUUCAGGUUCAUGGUUGUGAAUUCUUUCUUCAAAGAUUGGCCUGAGAAGCCUUUGAAUUUUCCAACAGUUAUUGUAAGAGAAACUGGACAUGAUGGUGAGAUGGCUGAAGAUAAAUCUUUGCUUACCGUGAAGGGUGUUGCUGAACUCAGCAAUGGUGCCCAGAUUGAAAAAUUCAAGGAUUGUGAUGCUGAUGACAACAAUGAUGGGGAGAGUGCAAAAAAUGAAGAAUGCUAUGUUGGGGAGAUGGGUCCAAAUGGAGAAGAGCUCGAGAGCUCUGAGGAAGAGGGAGAAAUUGUUGACUAGUAUAGCUCCCUCCUUCCCUCUCCUCUCUCUCUCUGUGCUCGAUUGCAUGGGGAUUGUUUUUGAAUUUCUUAUGUAGCAUGGAAUUUUGAAGAAAAAAACAAAGUGGAACUUAGUUUGGUUUAAAUUUACCGCAAAAUCCCAGACAGGAAUGUAAUUUUUAUUGAGUUGCAGUUCACAAGACUAAAAUGGACGCUUGCAAUAUCAUAUCUAGCAUCUUUGAAAA
Molecule: messenger RNA, 2510 nt
Organism: Malania oleifera
Lineage: Eukaryota; Viridiplantae; Streptophyta; Magnoliopsida; Santalales; Ximeniaceae
Exons: 8
Coding region: 431-2287 (618 amino acids)
Biological process (GO): box C/D snoRNP assembly
Cellular component (GO): nucleus
Molecular function (GO): RNA binding
Source: RefSeq, a predicted model, not a curated record